AGGGGCGUUGCGAAGGAGGGGCCACGAGGAGGGGCUCCCUUCCGGGAGGAGGGCGAUUAGUAACCCGGAAGCGGUCGGCAGUGCGGCGCUGUUUAAAGAUGGCGGCGGAGGAACCUCAGCAGCAGAAGCAGGAGCCGCUGGGCAGCGACUCCGAAGGAGUUAACUGUUUGGCCUAUGAUGAAGCCAUUAUGGCUCAACAGGACCGAAUUCAACAAGAGAUUGCUGUGCAGAACCCUCUGGUGUCAGAGCGGCUGGAACUCUCAGUCCUGUACAAGGAGUAUGCUGAGGAUGACAACAUCUAUCAACAGAAGAUCAAGGACCUCCACAAAAAGUACUCAUACAUCCGUAAGACCAGGCCUGAUGGCAACUGCUUCUAUCGAGCAUUCGGCUUCUCCCACUUGGAGGCACUGCUGGAUGACAGCAAGGAGCUGCAGCGGUUCAAGGCUGUGUCUGCCAAGAGUAAAGAGGACCUGGUAUCCCAGGGCUUCACUGAGUUCACAAUCGAGGACUUCCACAACACGUUCAUGGACCUUAUCGAGCAGGUGGAGAAGCAGACCUCAGUAGCUGACCUGCUGGCCUCCUUCAAUGACCAGAGCACCUCAGACUACCUUGUGGUCUACCUGCGGCUGCUCACCUCAGGCUACCUGCAGCGAGAAAGCAAGUUCUUCGAGCACUUCAUAGAGGGUGGCCGGACCGUCAAGGAGUUCUGCCAACAGGAGGUGGAACCCAUGUGCAAGGAGAGCGACCAUAUCCACAUCAUCGCCCUGGCCCAGGCCCUCAACGUGUCCAUCCAAGUAGAGUACAUGGACCGCGGUGAGGGCGGUACCACCAACCCACACGUCUUCCCUGAGGGCUCUGAGCCCAAGGUCUACCUUCUCUACCGGCCUGGACACUACGAUAUCCUCUACAAAUAGGGCCGGCUGGCCUGCUGCGCCCUGCCUCCCUCCCCCUGCCAGGCACUAGACAUGUACAGAGGGUUUUGUUUUAUUUUGUUUUGGGUUUGUUUUUUGUUUUUUUGUUUUGUGGUUGUAAAUGGUCAUAUUUCACUCCUCCCUUUUCCCUGUCACACAACCUUCCAUGUUUUAUUAAAGGGGAUGCUGGUGUGA
Mesocricetus auratus (golden hamster) is the source of this 1106-nucleotide messenger RNA. It is a transcript of the gene Otub1, whose product is annotated as OTU deubiquitinase, ubiquitin aldehyde binding 1. The coding region runs from base 99 to 914 and encodes 271 amino acids. Gene Ontology annotation, cellular component: nucleus. Gene Ontology annotation, biological process: protein K48-linked deubiquitination; negative regulation of double-strand break repair. The record is from RefSeq and is a predicted model, not a curated record. Gene Ontology annotation, molecular function: ubiquitin binding; cysteine-type deubiquitinase activity. Lineage: Eukaryota; Metazoa; Chordata; Mammalia; Rodentia; Cricetidae. The transcript has 7 exons.